AUGACCUCAACAACUUUGCCUCACACCAACCAUAUCAAGGUGAAGGAUCUCAACUCGGGGGUCCCAUUAAUCCAAGGCAAGACUAAAGAUGAACUGUACGAGUGGCCAGCCUCUAUGUCUACUAUCAACUCUUUCUUUGCAUCCUCCUCACCCAAAACAACACUAGUGGAUUGGCACAAUCGACUAGGACAUCCGUCCCUUUCUACUCUCAAAAGUUUACUUUCUAGCUUAUCUAUUCCUUUCUCGCAAUCUGUAACGCCACACUCUUUAUGUUCUGAUUGCUCUAUCAAUAAAUCCCACAAAUUACCCUUCUCUCAAUCCUCAAUUGUCUCCACUAAACCUCUUGAAUAUAUCUUCUCUGAUGUCUGGACCUCUCCAGUCAUCUCCAUUGAUAAUUUCAAAUAUUAUCUUGUGCUCAUCGACCACUAUACGAGAUACACAUGGCUAUACCUAUACCCAUUAAAAACCAAAGCUCAAGUCAAAGAUGUGUUCAUACCGUUCAAAGCCCUCGUCGAAAAUAAAUUCAACACCAAGAUCGGAACCUUCUAUUCCGAUAAUGGAGGAGAAUUUGUUGCACUUCGAUCGUUCCUGUCUGCUUCCGGAAUCUCGCAUCUCACCUCUCCGCCUCAUACACCGGAGCACAAUGGCAUCUCAGAACGGAAGCACCGCCACAUCGUGGAGACAGGACUCACUCUCCUGACUCACGCAGGUAUGCCCAAAUCCUAUUGGACAUACGCAUUUGCUGCCGCCGUGUACCUCAUUAACCGGUUACCAACACCAGUCAUCGACAACAACUCACCAUUCCAAAAGCUAUUUGCCACCUCUCCGAACUAUUCCAAAUUACGCGUCUUCGGGUGCCUCUGUUUUCCCUGGAUAAAACCUUACAACUCCCACAAGCUUGAGGAUCGAUCGACACCGUGCGCCUUCAUUGGCUACUCACCAACUCAGAGUGCCUACCUCUGUCUCCAGCCAUCAUCUGGUCGCAUCUACGUAUCUCGUCAUGUGAAAUUCGAUGAGCACAUAUUCCCAUUUCAAAAACAAUCCUCCAAUCCACCAUCAGAACCGUUGGUGGUUUCUCCAAUCUCUUCACCACCGAUCUCUCUUGUACCACUUCCUGUGCCACUCGUUCAGCCGUCGCCGGGACCACCGAGCUUGGAUUCUCACCAGACAGUGACGGCUUCAUCCACUGAAUCGACAUCGUCUUCCUCCGGAAACGAUGGAGAUUCCGAUAGCCAUUCGCAGCGCCUGAAUUCCACAGGUAUGUCAGAGACGACUCCUUUACUUUCUGACCCAAUCUCACCAAGCCCAAACCCAUUAAACCUAAAUCCAACCAUUAAUGAAAACCAAAACAACAGCCCAUCACCUAACCCAAACACAUCAACUAACUCGGCCCAUUCUCCAAAUCCCCAAUCCUCAUCUGAACAAUCUCCUUCUCCGACCAAUUCUCCCUCUCCGAUCAACUCUCCCUCUCCACCACCACCCCAACCAAACCUUCACCAAAUGCAAACCCGCAGAAAAAAUAACAUCUUCAAACCCAAUCUAAAAUACAAUCUCUCUGCUGCCCUAUCCACUCACAUACCCGCAGAACCUAGAACCGUGAACCAAGCGUUGAAAGACAAGCGAUGGCGAGGCGCAAUGUCUCACGAAAUUGACGCCUUUGCUGUGAACCGGACAUUUGAUCUCCUAGAGUCUCCCUUGUAA
Molecule: messenger RNA, 1701 nt
Organism: Microthlaspi erraticum
Lineage: Eukaryota; Viridiplantae; Streptophyta; Magnoliopsida; Brassicales; Brassicaceae
Source: the annotation of a GenBank genome assembly